CCCAUCCUGUUCCCUUCCUAUACCUAUCCUUUCCUUUAUUCCCAUCAUAAAUCCUAUCCCUACCUCUUUUUAAUGAACAACAUGGCAGCGGAAUUAAAUUACUUUUUACCCCAGGAGGGUACCAACCUUCACAGUGUUGGAGAAUCCCUUCCUGAGCAUUCAUGCUCGGGCUGCCCUACGUACUCUGGGGAGGGCAAAAUCCCGCUCAAGAAUACCACCAAGCGCAAACGAGCACAUAAGUCUAUGCCACCUUCAUUGUCCGUAGAUUUCUGCAAUGUGAGAGGCCUGCAUUCUAACCUGAAUCCCGUCCAUCACCACCUAGAGACAGAAAAGCCGGCAUUGUUGUUUCUUACAGAGACACAAAUUUGUCCACCCUCCGACACAACAUAUCUCUGUUACCCAGGAUACAAACUGGAGCACACUUUCAUCCCACGAGCUGGUGUGUGUGUGUUUGUGAGGGAGGAUAUUUGCUAUCGUCGCCUUGUCGGUCUUGAGGGCACUGACCUAUCAAUUAUCUGGCUCCGUGCGGACUGUGGUGACCAUCCCCGCAUCUACGCGUGUUUGUAUCGGUCACAUAGUGGUGAUGCAGAAACCGACCGUCUCAUCGAGCACAUCCAAACAACGGCUGAUGCAGUACAUGAACAGAUCCCCUCAGCAGAAAUAAUUAUCUUAGGUGAUUUUAAUGCCCAUCAUACCCAAUGGUUGGGUUCACGUACCACUGAUCAUGCGGGGAGAUCUGUACACAACUUCGCGAUGUCUUACGGUCUUACGCAACUGGUCUCCUCAAUAACGAGACUACCCGACAUUGCUGACCACACACCCUCUAUACUAGACCUUCUGUUGACCUCCCAUCCGGCUAAUUAUCAGGUAAAAGUCGAAGCCCCUCUGGGGACUUCAGAUCACUGUUUAAUUCGGAGUACAGUGCCAAUCUUGCGUUCAUCACGGCCCCGUUCACUUGGGAGCCGCCGCGUUUGGCACUAUAGGUCAGCAGAUUGGGAUGGGAUGCGGGAAUUUUUUGCAUCCUACCCUUGGAAGCAAGUCUGCCUUGCACCUGAUCCUAGUGACUAUGCUGACUCAGUUGCGGAUGUGGUGCUGCAGGGAAUGGAACUUUUCAUUCCAAACUCUGUAGUACCCGUCGGCGGUAAGUCCCAGCCCUGGUAUGGUCGUCCUUGCAAAAUGGCUGCUCGCCUGAAGCAAGAGUGUUUCCAUGCAUGGGCAGAAGCAAUGUCUAAUAAGGAUCCAAAUGCUAGUGCUCUCAAAAAACGGUACAACUCUGCUGCCAGGGCAUACAAGAGGAAAAUAUCCACAGCAAAGUCGGAGUUUAUUGGCAGCAUAGGCGAGAAACUUUUACGCUACCCUUCUGGGAGCCGUGCUUUUUGGUCACUCGCCAAAGCUGUCCAAGGAAACUUCUGCAAGCCCUCGUUUCCACCUCUGCGCCGGGAAGAUGAUACUUUAGCUCCAUGCCGAAUGUGCAUUUCAGACAGAGUGCUGUGCGAAAAGCUCUCUUCUCUCUUGAUACACAUAAGUCGAGUGGGCCCGACGGUAUCCCCGCCAUUGUGCUGAAAAGAUGUGCUCC
Molecule: messenger RNA, 1576 nt
Organism: Colias croceus (clouded yellow)
Lineage: Eukaryota; Metazoa; Arthropoda; Insecta; Lepidoptera; Pieridae
Exons: 2
Coding region: 73-1563 (496 amino acids)
Molecular function (GO): catalytic activity
Source: RefSeq, a predicted model, not a curated record